CCAUUCACUCAAUACAAAGUGUGGGUAAAGGCUUACGCGAUGAAAUCGGAGGGGGAGUCCAGCAAAACCAUUGAAUUCCGGACAGACGUGACGGGUCCGAGCGCUCCCCUAAUCGUGAACCUGACCUGCGAGGCGGCCAGUGAUGCCCUCCAUGUCUAUUGGGAGCGACCGUCAGUUUUCUACAAUUCAAUCGACUAUUUCUUCAUUUAUUAUCGAUCCGAACAUAAGAGCGACAGUGAGUUCGAGGAGGUGGCCGUCCCGGGAGGGGGUGUUAGCUCACGUUAUGAGCAUUACGCAUUCAUAACCAAUCUGACAAAAGGCACUUUGUAUGAGGUGAAGGUGCAGGGUGCCACCAGGAGUAUCACAGAGCACGCCAAACUUUACCGGGGAGAGUUCAGUGAGCCCCGGAAGGUCAUCCUCCAGAGUAAGUGCAUCAGUUUCGUGUCAUCGCCUUAUGUCGAGCCCACACUCCCGGCGUCGAUGAUCGCGGGCGUCGUCUGCGCGUCGUUUGCCUUAAUACUGGCGGUCCUAUCGUUUGUCUUGUGGCGGAAGUACUUCCAGGCGGCCUAUUACUACUUGGAUGACCCGCCCUCUGCCACCAGAGGAGGGUCACCACAACUAUCCGAAGUAUUUGACGACUCGGAGUACACAUCGGUUCCCGUCACGCAGUGGUCUAAACACGUCCAGGACUUGCAUUCAGACGGAGACCUGGGUUUCUCUCGCGAGUACGAAGCCAUACAACACGCGACUGACUUAGACCUGUCGUGUCAACACUCGCAGCUCUUGGAGAACAAGAAUAAGAACCGAUACGUGAAUAUUGUGGCCUACGAUCACACGAGGGUUGUCCUCAAGCCGUUGAGCACUCAGAAGAAGAGUGGCAUCGACUAUAUUAACGCCAAUUAUAUCGAUGGUUAUGGCAAAUCUCAGGCAUACAUCGGAACUCAAGGGCCCCUCCCCUCCACGUUUGACGACUACUGGCGAAUGAUUUGGGAGCAACGCGUCUGCAUUAUAGUAAUGAUAACUAAUCUAAUGGAAAGGGGAAGACGCAAGUGUGACAUGUAUUGGCCUAAAGAAGGCUUGGAAUCUUAUGGCAUAAUUCACGUGAAACUACUUCAGGAGGUAGUGAUGGCUACGUAUACUCUCAGGACAUUCAACGUCAAGAAUCUUAAAGUUAAAAAGAAACACGGGUCAGAGCGCACAGUCUAUCAGUACCACUACACUAAUUGGCCCGACCAUGGAGUCCCCGACCAUCCACUUCCAGUCUUGUCAUUCGUUCGCAAGUCUUCAGCAGCCAAUCCGCCAAAUGGUGGCCCAAUCAUCGUUCAUUGCUCGGCCGGCGUGGGUCGCACCGGCACUUACAUCGUGUUGGACGCUAUGCAGCGACAAAUAAAGCACAGACAGUCCAUCAAUGUCUUUGGAUUCCUGAAGCACAUCCGGCAACAGAGGAACUACUUGGUCCAGACGGAGGAGCAGUAUAUCUUUAUUCAUGACGCCCUCCAGGAGGCCAUCGAGUCGGGCGAUACGGAGGUGCCGUCGAGUCAUCUCUUGAAAUACAUUCAAACCCUACAGACCGGAGGCGACGGUUCCAGUAAUGUUAGCUAUGAUAAGAGCCAUCACUGGCCACUACUCGAGCGACAGUUCCGUCUCGUCACUCAAUUCAAGGCGAAAGACUUUAAUGUCGUGUCAGCUCUAAAGCCGUGCAAUAAAAUGAAGAACAGAUCACUGAAUCUGAUUCCACUCGAAGCACAUCGCGUUCACAUAAUUCCCAAAACUCCGGGAACUGAUGGCUCCGACUAUAUAAACGCAACAUUCCUCCCCGGAUUCAAUCGGCUCCGGGAGUUCAUUAUAACGCAACACCCGGUUUGGGACACAAUCUCUGAUUUCUGGCAAAUGACAAUAGUCGUCCUCUCAUCAGUCAUCGACGAGAAGGAGUUCCCGCAGUUCUGGCCGGACAGGGAUGACGAGAGUGAUUACGGCUCAUUCAAAGUCAAGCUCACAGAUGAGGCGCGUAUAGUGCAAGAGGGCGGAGGUUUCAUCACUACCCGAGACUUUAUGCUGCAGUCAACUCAAGACGAUUACGAGCUUUGCUGUCGAGUCGUGCACUGUUCCGAUUGGCCGGAACGACAGCCCCUCACAAAUGUGUUUGAUUUGGUCAAAGUGGUGCAGGACUGGUACGUUGAGAUGCCUAAUGGACCCGUCAUUGUCAUGGAUAAGUUCGGGGGCACAGAAUCGGCAACUUUUUGCUGUCUGACCACACUUUACAAGCAACUAAACUUCGAGGAUUGCGUCGAUGUCUAUAUGUACGCAAAGCUGUAUCACUUGCGACGGCCGGGUAUUUGGCGAUCACAGGAUGACUUCCUAUUCCUGUACCGCGCGUUAGAGUCGUUGGUCUCAAACAUAACCGAUGAGAGCAACAGUCCGUACGGCAGUCAACUCACCGUAACUAACGGCCCCUCCAACGGACACGCCAUCAAAAUAGGGCUGAGCGGCGAACAAACACUUAAAGUUCCAGAAUUAGCGUAAUGAUUAGGCACAAUUAGGAGUUCCCAUAAUACUAAGCAGCGAUUACAGGAUAUUAUUGUUGGCAUAACUUAUUAAACAAGCAGAAAUUGACAGAACAAAUAAUAAUUGAGAGUAAUUCGUGAUUUGUUAUAACAUUUUUACAGUUAAUUUUUUUCAUUACCAAACAAAUUAUUGAUACAAUUAAUUGCUCAUCAAUUGUCUCACGA
Molecule: messenger RNA, 2729 nt
Organism: Oppiella nova
Lineage: Eukaryota; Metazoa; Arthropoda; Arachnida; Sarcoptiformes; Oppiidae
Source: the annotation of a GenBank genome assembly